Molecule: messenger RNA, 2816 nt
Organism: Spea bombifrons (plains spadefoot toad)
Lineage: Eukaryota; Metazoa; Chordata; Amphibia; Anura; Pelobatidae
Gene: WNT11
Product: Wnt family member 11
Exons: 6
Coding region: 476-1534 (352 amino acids)
Biological process (GO): cell fate commitment; multicellular organism development; canonical Wnt signaling pathway
Cellular component (GO): extracellular region
Molecular function (GO): frizzled binding; cytokine activity
Source: RefSeq, a predicted model, not a curated record
UCCUUGAGAUGAAAGCCCUGAGCGUCAUAUAUAAGGAGAUAGAAGCAGGUUGCUUGAGCACAGGGGACUCCUACAGCCUGUAGCUGGCAGUAUCUUCUAAGAGAACUUCAGAUCCUCCACACAACUUCACUUCCAGAGAGGGAGAGCUUCACCUUCCUCCUCUCCCUGCCACUGCUCCCCGCAGAUACCAUGAUCUGCCUCUCCUCAGAGAAGUUCGACCUCCUUGUGCUAUGGAUCUGUGUCCACACUUUGUGAAGAUCCUCUGGAAAAGAGGGCAUUGAGGACUCACAACCCUUCCUUCAGCUGGGAGAACUAAACUGGAAGGAGCUGCGCUCCUAACAGACUCAACUGGGAGACCUUACUGGGAUUCCUUACACCGGGUUCACUUCUCCGAAGAGGAAUCUUAAGGGAACAAAAGAAAUCGAGGAAAUUAACAGCGCAGGCGAUAUAAUUCGGGGGAUUAUCGGCUCUGAAGAUGAGGGUCCAUUUUUUGGUUGUCGCUUUCUUCGCCUUCGUCUUGGAUACGAGAGUUUGCCGGGGAAUCAAAUGGCUAGCUCUGUCGAAGACCCCGCUGUCGCUCGCCCUGAACCAGACCCAGCAUUGCAAGCAGCUGGAAGGGUUGGUUUCUUCCCAAAUGCAGCUGUGCCGGACCAACCUGGAGCUCAUGCAGACCAUCGUCCAGGCGGCCAAGGAGGUGAAGAAAACGUGCGUCAAGGCCUUCUCAGACAUGAGGUGGAACUGCUCCACCAUCGAGCUGGCACCAAACUUCCAACAGGAUCUAGAGAGAGGUACGAGGGAGUCUGCGUUUGUCUAUGCCAUGUCCGCUGCCACCAUCAGCCACACUAUCGCGAGGGCCUGCACCACGGGGGACAUCCCAGGGUGUUCCUGCGGACCCAUCCCUGGAGAGUCACCUGGCCCUGGUUAUCGGUGGGGAGGCUGUGCAGAUAACCUUAACUACGGUCUUCUGAUGGGAUCCAAGUUCUCCGACGCCCCGAUGAAGAUGAAAAAGUCAGGAUCGCAGGCCAAUAAGCUCAUGCAUCUUCACAACAGUGAAGUCGGAAGACAGGUGUUGAAAGCCUCCCUAGAGAUGAAGUGUAAGUGCCAUGGCGUUUCUGGAUCAUGUUCUAUCAAGACCUGCUGGAGAGGACUCCAGGAACUCCGGGAAAUCGCGAUGGACCUCAAAACAAAGUAUCUGUCCGCGACGAAGGUUGUCCACCGGCCAAUGGGCACACGAAAGCAGCUGGUUCCAAAGGAUAUCGACAUACGUCCAGUGCAGGAAACAGAACUUGUAUACCUUCAGAGCUCACCCGAUUUUUGCUUGAAGAACGAAAAGCUGGGGUCACCAGGAACGCAUGACAGACAAUGCAAUAAAACGUCCAACGGCAGCGACAGUUGCGAUUUAAUGUGCUGCGGUCGCGGAUACAACCCGUACACGGACAAAGUAGUGGAAAGAUGUCACUGCAAAUACCAUUGGUGCUGCUACGUGACCUGCAAAAAGUGCGAGAGGACUGUCGAGCGCUAUGUCUGCAAAUGAAGCGUCUGCUCCAGAAUCGCCAACAAACAAACAAAAAAAAGAAUAAAAGAAUAAAAUCCAUAAAGCGCGCUCCAGAUCCGGAAAGGACUUCUCUUUCACCAACUUUCAAGGAAGAAUACCUUAAAAAAAAAAGAACUAAAUGUGCCAAAGGAGGUUCUUAGUCCUGGGCUCCAGAAAAAUCAACCGAAAAGCAGAACCGGAAAGGACUUCUCCUCGACCGACUUUAAUGGACGCAGAACUAAAAAGGAAAACUAUAUAUGUGCCAAAAAUGCUGAAUAGGUGGGGGGAAAAUGCUUAGAACAGAAUUUCGAGAACAUUCUUUACAUGAACUCUGGUUUUUAAGGACGGAUAGACCUGUAGCUACUCUAGAUUACGGAAAACGUACCCAACAUUGUAAAUAGUCACGUAGAAACCGCUCGCUUUCAGCACCAAUACUAAAAAAAAGAUGAUAUUUUUAAGACGGAUGUUCCGGGGGGGAUUGGCAAUCGGAGAUACGACUUCGAAAAGAGACACGGGGAGUAGCAGCGAUGAAGGAAAGGUGCAAUCAGUCCCAUUCGGUCUCACGUUACCAGGGGGGUCCUCUGCGACCUUCGGAAUCCCACAGAAGAAGACUUUAUGUGUGAACAGCCAAGUUCCAAGCAUCUCAGCCGGUUGUCCUGACGACGGCGUUGACCCACUGUCGGCGGAUGUACAAAUUUUUCUUUUGUAUGCAUAACAUGCAGAGAUAUUUAUAAAUAUAGCAUUUGCUUCUUUUUUUUUUUUUUUCUUUUUUUUUAUUUUAUUUUAUUUGUUUUUCUGUUACUUUUACCUUUUUUUAUAUAUAUAUAUAAUUAAAAGUGUAAGUAUAUAGCUUCAAAAUUUGUAAGAAAAAAAAUGCUAAAGGUAAAUAUAUAAAACGGUUUUUACAAUAUAUUUUUAUAUUAAUUUUCUAUAAUAUUUUAUGAAACGAAGCUUUGUAAAUAUUUUAUGAGGUGUUCACUUUGGUUAAAAAAAAAAAUUAGUUCUUGGGGGUGUCACUGAAACGCAGUUGUUUUUUUUUUUGUUUUUUUUUUAACGUAAACGGCUGAAUUCCAAAGGAGAUUCGCUCCUGGAAGAUCAUUUUUGGACGACUAAUGAUCAACCGGCCACCUUUCCGGUAUCAGCGGGUCGAACGUCCAUUGUUCAUAAAAGACGGACCAUUGUAUGACCUUCCAUUGUUCGAAAUGUACGCUCCUGACGCGUCAGGUUUACUCUUCCCAGAGGUCAAAAUGUCAAUAAAAUAAUGUUGUGUUUUUUUGGUGGA